AUCGACCUCGCUUCCCUUUCUGACCCGACAUGCGUGCCUUCAUCGUGUCACCGUCGCAUUGACUCAAUCAUUCCAGACCAGCACUCUCAGAACUAGCGAGCCUUCCGGUGCUGCUGAGUGCAAUACGGCUUGCCAUACCUCCUCAUUUGACGCCUCAGACUCGCGAACACAAGGAACCCACCUUUCUCGUCCGCUUGAAGCUAUCCGCCGCCGAGGGUAGGGACUUUCAACCAGGAUGGGACCUCUCAAACCAAGGUCGGGAGCGCCCAAGGCACUGUCUCUGCCCAUGGGUAGUUCCUCUCACUCUACGUCUUCGCCGUCUGGCACUUCCUCACCGUUUGCAGGACAGCUCUCGGCAAACGCAAUUGGCGCGCAAUCUCAAUCGCACCCGGCAAUGACAAGACACGGGUCUGCCAGUGGAGAAGAGGAGCACCUGUCCGAAGGAUUAGCAGCGCGGGCUCCUCGACCAGAGAGCGGCAGGAUACCCAGCGCAUCAACGAGCACGUCUAUCCCGACACUCAAGAGUCAGCUGCCUCGAGGACAAGAGCAGAGUCCUUUCUUCGCUUCUGCGAAUCAGGAAGUCUCCGGCGAUCGGAGGCAGUCUGACAAAGGGCCAGACACAGCUCCGGAUUACUUCGCAAUGUCAGGGACAGCAGUGCCGGCAAGCGCCACUGCGAAUGAGCAGUCAGGGCUGAUGCCACCCACGCCUGCUGGCGCAGACACGCAGUCGCACCCUUGGGCAUCUUUCUUGCCAAGUCAUGUCCCACAGACGCCGGGUGGCGUGACUCCCUUGGUGGUGCCCCCAGCAUCAUCCUCUGUCGGCUUCUUCGAGCAACCAACGAAUACGAAAAUACAGAAGACGCCUCGUGCAGACGAGCUGGUGACAUCGUCUUUCAGCGGCGUCACAGACGGUGGAGCGACUCCGACUUUGCGCUUUCCCUCCGCAGGGCCCCUAAACUCACCUGCGUCAGGUCCCAUCUCCGGAGGAAUCAGUGUCAGCGGCCAGCACAGGACUGGCAAGUUAUCUGGAGCCUCGGCCUCUUCAGCGCGGACAGCUACCUCUGCAGCUUCCUCAAUUCCAGCAGCGGACUUGACGCGAUUUACGGCUUUAGAUGCUUCGACUCUGGUAGAGCUACUCAACGGAGGCGCUGGCGAAGUCGACGUCGAGCGCUCGCCGAGAGAGUCAAAUCCCACGAGCAAAGCUCGUCUGCGACGGAGUUCGCGGAGCAGCUCUCCGGGUGGCACGUCCUCCGCGUCUUCCACCACCGAUGGCGACGACGGUUCUACAUCUACGCUCAUUAUUGACAUUCGACCAUCAACCUCUUUCAACUCGGCGAGGAUAGCUCGCAGUGUGAACGUCUGUGCUCCUUCCACGCUCCUCAAAAGACCGGCCAUGACAGUGGACCGCAUCGAGUCGGAAAUGCUCGGUUCCUCUCAGGACGCCAAGCGUUUCAAGCGGUGGCGGAAGGGUGUUCGCAAGUCUUCGCCCGAAGCGGUCAAUCAUGGAAGCGUGAGCGACGAUGAUAUUGAGGAGCCAGAUCGACCGCUGCGGCGCAUCGUGGUUGUUGAUACGGAUACUCGCAGUCUAGGAGAAGCUGGUCGACCCAAUACCGGUGGCGGCGGUGCAUGCUUGACUGGCCUUCUACGCAAAUUCGAUGCAGCAGGAUUCCAAGGAGAUCUAUGCUGGCUAGUCGGUGGCUUCACUGGCUUUGCCCAUACCGUCGGGCAGAGCAAGGAGGAGGAUCACCGAGCUCUAUUGGAGAAUCGACCUCUUCGAGCUGAGUCAGCGACACCUGUCAAGAAAGCCCCUCCGCGCCUAGAGGGUCUGAUCCCCCCCGACGCUGAACGGACACGACGUUCUUCCGUGCCUCGUCUUCCCAGCGACAGCAGCAACGCCCAGCGCAGUCCUGAUUAUGGUGACGAGCAGCGACACUCGCUGGUGCAGCCUCGAGGGUUGCCUGCCGAAGCCUUCACCACUCGGAGUCUUGCUGGAUCUUGGAACAACGAGGCUGGUCAAAGGAGGAUGAGGGGCAUUGAAGCUUCGCAUUCGCAACCGGCUCAGCUCGGGGUGAAUCAAGGACGACCGCAACCUCAGGCUUCUGCCAAUCCGUUCUUCGACAACAUACGGCAAAAUCGAGAACUGGCUCAUGGUGUCACUGAGACUGUGCCGUUGGAUAUCCCAAAUCUUUCUUCGGCUCAGCGAGACGCACUGCCGCCGUUCUUGCAACACCUGGCAGACCUCGACCCCAAAACCAGAGAACAAAAAUUGGCGGAGGACUUCUUCAACGUGGAGCGGGAUGAGCAGCAGCGACUUAUGCAGACCAUGCGGAAGCACGCUGCUGAAAGCUCAGUCGAUCCACGCAGUGCCGACAACUCGCACGCUGGGGCAGAUUCUGUGGAUCUGUCAGGUCAGCAACCGAAAGAUCUGCCGGCCGCUCAAAGGCUGGCCUCACGACAUAGUGCUGUUUCUGGAGCCACUCCUCAUCACUUUCCUUUCAGCAUUGCAGCCGCUCUCGAGAGAGGCGCUGAAAACAGGUACAACAAUAUCUGGACCUACGAGCACAGUCGUGUGCGCGUAAGCGAGCCUCCAGCGGGAUGCACCGACUAUCUCAACGCCAGCUUCGUUGAACCUCUGAAUCGUUUCGGAAGUAGGAGACGAUACAUUGCUACUCAAGCACCACUGCCCAGUACCUUUGAAACCUUUUGGCUGGCUCUGUGGGAACAAAAUGUUCAUGUCAUUGCGAUGCUCACUCGGGAGCAUGAGGCGGGCAGGGUACAGAGUCAUAUGUACUGGGGCAGCCAGCAUUACGGCUCGCAGCUCGAGGUUCGCUUGGUGUUUGAGGAAGCUCUCGAUGAGAAAGGCAGUUCGCUUGGGCCGCCUGCCAGCACUAACGACUGCAAGACAGAAGACGACAAGAAGGGCGGAAACCUGUUUCCUUCCAUGCACUCGGCGCAAGAGGACGCCGAAAAGGUGCACAUCAUCCGAAGGAUCCUUGAGCUCCAUCACCACGGUCGUGGUGAAAAGCGGGUCCUCACACAUCUGCAAUACGUGGCUUGGCCCGACUACCACAUUCCCGAGUCGCCGACUGGUCUGUUGCUCUUCAUGGAGCUCGCCGCGUCUGCUCAAAAUAUGCACAAUAACGUUGGUCCCCUUCUCGUACACUGCUCUGCUGGAGUUGGCAGAACAGGGACUUAUAUUGUCAUAGACUCGGUGCUCGAUGUACUGCGUCGGAGGCGCGCUGAAGCAGCGGGCAAGGCGCCUCUGCCAGUAUGGCAACCUCGCGCUGAUGCUGGCUCUGCUGGCCUGCACACCAACAGCUUGUCUUCCAGUGGAAGCACGUAUGGAAACAUCAUCGGGCGGGAUGGCGACUACUUUUCCUCGAAACGCGUACCGCGCAAAUCACUCAAGCGGGAGCUGUCACCCUCAGACAUGGACGUUGAUCAGGCUGCGGAAUCGAUUACUUCCAACGGCGAACGUCGAAGUGAUCUUUCGAGUCCGCCGCCCAUGCGCCGAUCUCGCUCGGACGCCGACAGCGUGGAGAGCGAUGCUCGUUCCAUAUCGGGCCUUAGCAGCUCUGGCGGUCCCACCAGCAGCAGCAGCAGCUCCUCUGCAGGCAGCGCUGCGGGAGCCGGUUUCCUUGCCAUGACACCAGACGCCUCAAGGAGACCGAGCGAAGCACAAAGUGGCAUGGACACGCCUUCCAGAGCUAUGCGCAGCCUUCACAUUGCUGUAGAUUCAUCCUCCUCAGCUUCUCCUGGCCCCAAUAACUUGCAUCGGUCCGCCGCGCAAGCAUCCGCCUCACAAUCACACUCCAACGAUCCGUUCAACGCAGCAAGUUCGAGUCCAAAUCCUUUCUCCACGCAAUCAGUUCUACACUCGAAUGUAGAGGCAGCUUCGACUUCGCCCAAGUCAAACUCGUUUGUCUUACCUGAUUCCGCCAGUCAAGACUCCAUUGCCACAACAGAUUCUACAACCUCGGACGCCGCGAUCGGCGAGACGGAUCUCAUCCAAAGCGCUGUCGGCGUGGUUCGAGAGCAGCGGAUGAGCUCGGUGCAGACCACUCGGCAAUUCGUCUUCACCUACUCUGCCGUGCUCGCCGGCUUGCUCCGAGAACUCGACGCCGAAGCCGCUUCAUGAGUCAGUGACCCCCACGCUGACCACCGUGGUGGAUCCUCAUCGCAUCACGCCUCGCAA
Molecule: messenger RNA, 4195 nt
Organism: Ceraceosorus guamensis
Lineage: Eukaryota; Fungi; Basidiomycota; Exobasidiomycetes; Ceraceosorales; Ceraceosoraceae
Exons: 2
Coding region: 236-4138 (1300 amino acids)
Biological process (GO): protein dephosphorylation
Molecular function (GO): protein tyrosine phosphatase activity
Source: RefSeq, a predicted model, not a curated record